This is a messenger RNA of Sebastes umbrosus (honeycomb rockfish), 4176 nucleotides long. Its product is annotated as F-box only protein 44-like. The record is from RefSeq and is a predicted model, not a curated record. Gene Ontology annotation, cellular component: cytoplasm; SCF ubiquitin ligase complex. Gene Ontology annotation, molecular function: protein binding; ubiquitin protein ligase activity. The transcript has 6 exons. The coding region runs from base 3042 to 3866 and encodes 274 amino acids. Gene Ontology annotation, biological process: SCF-dependent proteasomal ubiquitin-dependent protein catabolic process; glycoprotein catabolic process. NCBI's taxonomy places the organism in Eukaryota, Metazoa, Chordata, Actinopteri, Perciformes, Sebastidae.
CUACUGAAAUUAUGUGAAUGUGUGACUUUGAAUAAUAAUAUGAAUGUGAAAGGUGAAACGGCACAGCUUCAAAUGUAGUUCAGCAUGGAAAUACUACAUAGAAAAUGUUGUGUUUGGAUAGAGUUUGGAGAGAGAGUUUAUCGCUGACAUUUUAAAAUUACGCAACAUGGUUCAACAUGUUUGUUUUACUGUCGGUCUUCUCCCUAUGAUCCCUUGUUUGCCAGUGUGUGUGCCAUAAAUAGAAAAGGGAGGAUUAACUGAAACCACUACAGGACCAAAGAUUGCCUUACUCCCUUUAGAAAAUGCUACCGUGCCUUUUCACAAGCAGAUCAUGCAAAGAGGGCCGACAUAUUGACCAAAUGCUUCCUGAAACCCAAAACAACAUCUCUACAAUCAUUCUUCUGUUGAAAGCAAAUUGAGUUUGACGAGUUUUUCAUCAGGCCAAUCUAUUUUUUAUUAUCAGUAUUUUCUCCGGGAUAACUGAACGUUAUGGUUUGGUGAUCAAUAUAAUUAAAAAGUAUUGUUUUUAAAGACAAUAUGGAUCGGGGUACAAUACAUUUGCCUCACCGGAAGAGUAGUUUUCACAGUAAUGACAACAUGACAGUAUUGUAACAGUAGUGGAAAGAUUUCAUCAAGAAAUAACUGCUCCACUGUUUACCAUGUCCCCCUAUACUGCAAUAACUCAACAAGAAAAUGGAGUUUUAAAUUCCACCUCUGUGAGAAUUUUGGCCUAUUGUGUUUUUAAUGUGGUUAAAUCACACAGGCUGAAUCCAGAUAUGUGAAAUAAUAUAAAUGUUUUUGUUUUUAAUCUGUUUAAUUUUAUUCAAAAAGCGAAAUCUCAACAACGUACGUAACGGUAUUGUAGCAUUUUGAAAAGUAUCUGACAUGAUACUGCAGAGUAGCAGCAAGUUAGUAUGUUCAUUUUACAAAAUAGUACAAUACCGUAUUGAUUAAAGUCACACAUGAACCCUGAACAUGUGAACUCACGCCAGUAACUCAGUAAACUCCAGAGAGAACAUUGUGAUAAACUCCUCAAAUUUACAAUAACUGCAUUUGUGAUACAUGACUUGAAAUUGUGAGUGUUCACAUUGUUUUUCUUAAUCAAAUUAAUCUAUUUUUAUCAGUUUCUUAUCCUGGAGAGAGACAUCUCUCUGCUCCUUGACUUGAUCGGUUAAAGACACGUUAUUUAUUCAACUUAUCUCAGUCAUUGUUUUGUUUGUGUCAGUUCCUCCAUGUUUAUUAUUUAUAAGUUAAUCAAUUGCACCCUUUGUCAGAUCAUUAUAUGUGUUUAAAGUUUCACAGGACAACUGGAAUCCACCAAUCAAUUAUCAAACCAAUUAAUUUAAACAGUCUUAUUUGGAGACUAUUGAUCAGGAACACAUGAUUAUUUAACAGCAAGACAGAUUUCAACAAUAAGCUGUGUGCCCCCUUUUUAACAAUUAAUACAAAUCAAUAUUUGACCCUCUCAGCUGCUGAUAUGUCACUGAGGAAAUGCAUUUCAAAAUUAUAUUUCUUCUUUUGGUGGUUAGCUCCGCCCACGCUUCUUAAAUCCAGCCCGGACGGCCCGGUGUUAAUAACGAGCGCACCAUUGAUCCACUGACAGGAGUAAGGGAAGCAAAAGUGCUAUUUCUUUAACAGGAGGAGUGGAGACAGUGUCAGUGCCAGACUAUAUGCAUCUGUGGAUUACAACAAUAUUGCACUCAGCGAAAUAAAAAAGAAAAUAGAAUUAACUAGAAAUAGAAAAAAAAAUGCAGAGGUUUUAUUUGUCAUACAAAUAAAUGUGUAGUGAAAUGCAAGAUGGCAUAGCCUAAGUAGGCCAUUUAUUUAUUUAUUUAUGUAGCUUUUUAUUUAUUUUGAUUAAGUCAAUUAUUUUUUGUAUAUUACAAGUUUUCUGAAAUGUUAUGUUUAAAUAUACAAAAGAGGCAUUAUUAUCUAACGAUAGAUCUUUGUGAAUUUAGGAGAAAUCUACAGACACAAUAGAAAAGUGUAUAAUAAACCCCUGAAUGUGUAUUUUGGAUGUUUUCUCUCCACUAGUCUGAAAGCAGACUUCUGUUAUAGAAGCCAAAUAGCCCCAAAUUUCAAAAUUUACCUGUGCAUGAAAAAAACAAUAUUUUUGUCUGUAGUGUCUUGCCUUAAAAUGUACAUAAUGUCAUAUUGUAUGUAACUAUAGUAGUGUGCAUAUCAUCAUGUCGUGUUUUUUAUACCCACCCCCCACAGGAAAAAAAUACAUUUUUUUCAAAACAAAUAAAGAACAAAUUUAAAACAUAAAUAAAUAAAAAAGAAUAAAUAUAAAAGUAAAACGAACAGUAGAAUUACUACAUAAACCACAGCAUGGACACCACCUGGAUGAUUAUCUGUAAAGGCUAGACUUUCAAAUGGGGAGAAGUCCCACUUUCAUUUUCAACAAAAGCAAAUUAAUAAAUAUACAGAGAGCAAUAAAACCAGCUCCGAAAAUCAUUGUUUUACUUUUUUAUUUAUUUAUUUUAAAAAAAAAAAAAAAAAAUGUUGACCUACACUUUGUGUUAAAUGUUUUUGUCUGAUCAAUAGUAGUGAGGCUAAACUUGUAGAUUAUAUUAUUAUGUGAUCAGUGGGGGGGCAUUGCUGGAAGCACAUAAUCCAGAGUUUUAGUUUCUCUGUGUCCUUUUUUAAGGGUUUGUCAGUUCUUCCCUGUUCCUCUGGAGGUCCUGAGGAGGAGAAGUUAGCGGCUAUAGCUCGCUCUCUGUCUCGAGUGUCCUGGGUGUCAAUAACGAGCGCUCCCUUCGUCAGCUGAUAGGAAUAGUAGCCUAGAAUGUCUUCUGGGAAUAAGUAUGAGACAUAUGAAGACGCGUUAACCGAAAGUGACUUUUCAUUUCAGAGAACUUAGUAGUCAUUUACUAAGUUAAAGAUUAUAGGAAACACUGCAGCUGUUUUUACCUCACUUUAUACCAAGUGUCUUAAUCUCGAUCCGCACUUCCGUGUUGUGUGUUAUCGGAUAUAUAAACAACUGUGGCCAUAAUCGUGGUAUUGUAGCUCUAUAAGCUGCUACAGACAGGUGAGUCUUCAUGGGUGCAACUCACAGCUCUGGUUCAGCCUCAAGUCGGGAUGUGUCUUCAGCUGCAGGACCACUGGGAUCACUGGGAGAUUCCUUCCCUAUUCCUCUGGAGAUCCUGGAGGAGAUCUUCCUGAAUCUUCCUCCCCAUCAGGUGGUUCUUGUUUGCCGGUUAGUGUGCCAUCCAUGGAAAGAAGUGGCUGACAGCGAGUCUCUGUGGAGGCACAGAUGCAGAAGAGAAAGAUAUCGCCUCCGCGAUGCUUCCAAAAUACCCACAGACUGGAGGUUGUUUUACUUCUUGUGCAAGAAGAGAAGAAAUCUCCUCAAGAAUCCAAGAGGAGAACAAGACCUGAGCGGCUGGCAGAUUUUGGAGAGUGGUGGUGAUGGAUGGGCAGUACACGAUCUUAGAGUGCCGCAUCCAAAUGAGACAGUUCAGAGAAACUUUGUGACGUCUUACGGAAUGUGCAAGAAGUCGCAGUUGAUUGAUUUGGAGAAAGAAGGUUACAACCCAUCGUUUAUGGAUCACUUCCAGCCAGACAUCAAAAUAUCUGAUUGGUAUUCACCAAGAUCAGAUUGUGGCAGUAAAUACGUGAUCUGUGUAGAGCUGAUGAAUCAGAGAAAGCAGCCUGUCCAGACGUUCGCUCCUGAGACUGUUCACUUUGAGCAGUGGAAUGAAGAGAGAUGGAAUCAGAUGACCCAUGUAUUCCAUAACUACGGACCAGGAGUGAGAUACAUCUGUUUUAUCCACGGAGGAAGGGACUCUCUGUUCUGGGCAGGAUGGUAUGGAAUUCGCCUUACCGACAGCUGUGUGGAGAUAUGUCCAGCGAUGGACACAUAGCUCUUUGGGAUUCAUCCUGCUUCCUGCCUUUUCCUGAAAUUGCACCUCUUAGUUGCCUUAUAUAAUAUGCAAUAAUUUGACAUGUAACAAGAAUGUUUCUGUGUCUGCUGUUGCAUGACAAUCGAUCAGCCGUACUGCAAAACAGCCUAGCUGAUGUUUCACUAACAAAGACCACGCCGAUAAGGGUUUGGGUUUGGAAUAGUUUAUCACAUAUUGAAGAUGGAGGGGAGCAAUGAUGAUAUAGGAGGAAUGGGUUAAGAAGGAGGAUGAGGGAUAAAGGGAUGAGGGGAUAAGGGUUGAGGGAUUAGGG